This is a messenger RNA of Miscanthus lutarioriparius, 513 nucleotides long. The record is from the annotation of a GenBank genome assembly. Lineage: Eukaryota; Viridiplantae; Streptophyta; Magnoliopsida; Poales; Poaceae.
AUGGACGCCGGCGGCGCGCGUCCAUCGGCACCGUCGGCCGCCGCUGCCGCAGUCGCGGGGGCCUCCGUCGCGGACGAGCCCCGGGACGCGCGGGUGGUGCGGGAGCUCCUGCGCUCGAUGGGUCUCGGCGAGGGCGAGUACGAGCCCCCCGUCGUGCACCAGUUCCUGGACCUGGCCUCCCGAUACGUCGGAGACGUGCUCGGGGACGCCCAGGUCUACGCCGACCACGCCGGGAAGGCUCAGAUCGACGCCGACGACGUGCGCCUCGCCAUCCAGGCCAAGGUCAAUUUCUCCUUCUCCCAGCCGCCGCCGCGCGAGGUUCUCCUUGAGCUGGCCCGGAGCCGGACCAGAAUACCUCUGCCCAAAUCAAUUGCUCCUCCUGGCUCAAUUCCCCUCCCACCUGAGCAGGAUACACUGUUGGCCCAGAACUACCAACUCCUACCUCCGUUGAAGCCGCCACCUCAAUUUGAGGAAACAGAGGAUGAGAAUGAAGAAUCCACAACCCAAGUCUGA